UACCUCUUUAAUGACGUAGCGAAAAAUAAUAGAGAUCUUUAUGGACAUCUGCGGCUGCUUUGGAUAUAUUAGGAAUGGGUCAUUUAGAUUGUACUGUUCUUCCCAACUCUGCGACCAUUUUGUUAUUGUUAACCUGUGUAUUUGGACUGUCUCUUGGUACGGAACUGGGUUUUGUGACGUGCGGAUCCGUCCUUAAACUGUUAAAUACAAAGCACAAUGUAAGACUACACUCGCACGACGUACGCUACGGCUCCGGUAGCGGUCAGCAGUCUGUGACAGGGGUGACUUCAGUGGAAGACAGCAACAGCUACUGGAGUGUCCGCGGAACAAUCGACACCUCGUGUCAUCGUGGCACCCCGAUCAAAUGCGGGCAGAAUAUUCGUCUCACCCACGUCAACACGGGCCGCAACCUGCACAGCCACUACUUCGCCUCCCCGCUGUCCUCUAACCAGGAGGUGAGUGCAUUUGGCGACGAAGGGGAAGGGGACCACCUGGACGAGUGGACAGUCCAGUGUGGAGGAUCCGUGUGGAAUCGCGAGGAGGCCGUCCGCUUCCGCCACAAGGCCACCGAUGCGCUGCUGUCGGUGACGGGGGAGCAGUACGGGCGGCCGAUCAACGGUCAGAGGGAAGUUCACGCCAUGUCGAGCCCCAGCCAGCACAGCCUGUGGAAGGCCAUGGAGGGCAUCUUUCUAAAGCCCAGCGAGAACCUGGCAGGCAGCCGGGACUACAGUCACCUACACACAGAGUUCUGAAGGCCACACUUCUUUUGUUUCCUUCACUUCCCGUUGUCCACUGCCGCAUUGCACUACACUUACACUUGUUCCAGACACCUCUCUUGUUGUUUGCCAUCUUUUGAAGUGACUGUGCCAAAGUCUCUCAUGGAUCAAGUGGCAACAACUUCAAUGUUGGGUUUUAACAAAACACAACUUGAAUCCUCAAAAAUCCAGCAGCUACACGCAAUAGAGCCAAUACAAUUUCUCUGCCUUAACAGGUGCACAGAGACAUGAAGGUGUUAAAAAUGCCGUUUUACUCUAUAAAGACACACUUUUCCACAGUUUGAAGCUUUGCAUCCUCUCAGCUGUUUUGUUGAAUAACUGCCAAUAUCAGGCAGUGCAGGUUUUGCAGAAGUAUUAAUUCAUCAAGUGAAUGUUGUGUUUGUUGAUCAAAAAAAAUGUUACACCUGUGCCUUUAUCCCUUUUAAAAUGUGCUAAAUUCUAGGUAUUUGAACUGCGGAAACUUUUGAAAACAUACAAAUUUGAAUGUGUUUUUAUGGCUUUUGGAAGCCAUAUUGUACUCAAUGCAUAAGAAGUAUUACCUUUGUAAAUGGCUUUCUUUUCCCUUGAAUUCAAGUGUUUCAUAUAAAUUAUUUGACACUGACAUAACAGAAUAAGCCUUUUUUUUUCUCUUCAGAGGUGUUUUUUACAUGUACAUCAUUGACUGGAUGCUGUUGGUUGUCAUGGUUCAAUCAGUUUUCAAGUUCUGGGAGAAAGUACAGUGUUUUACAUUUAUACACAUGUGUAUGUGUUAGAUCAACUCUUUGAGAGGUUCUCGUUAGAAACAAACAUGCAAUGAAUACCUCAUAUUAAAAUGGCUUGUAUGCAGUA
Molecule: messenger RNA, 1604 nt
Organism: Pungitius pungitius (ninespine stickleback)
Lineage: Eukaryota; Metazoa; Chordata; Actinopteri; Perciformes; Gasterosteidae
Gene: sdf2
Product: stromal cell-derived factor 2
Exons: 3
Coding region: 75-752 (225 amino acids)
Source: RefSeq, a predicted model, not a curated record